GCUCGGAUAGCGCCGCUGAUUUCCGCCGGCUUCUCGAGUGCCGCAGCCCAACUCCGGCGACACCCGCCGAACCGACCGUGCGUGACAAAGCUGUCCAUUUUGCGAGUGCCUACCAGUCCCUCUUGCCUGAUUUCGACACCAUGGAGGGUGAAGAGGAAGGCAAUCCGGCCGAGCACGCCAAGCCACUGCAUUCUCGCGCCGAACCAACGCCACCCUCGAGCUGCGCAGCCUCCGAGAAGUCAGAAUACAUGAGCAUGGCGUUCCGGAGGAGUCCUCUGUUCAACCCUCCCCAGCCGUCUUCUGAUGUGGCUCCUCAUAGCCCCCCAGCAUCCACGAGCUCCGCUGCGGGCCCGUCCACAGCGGCAGUGGACAGCCGCAACGACACGCCUUCCGCAGAGCAGGACCAACAUCGUCAACAACCGAGCCAGAGCGGGACUCCUUCGCCCCGGUGCUCAACCAACGAGGCAUGGCCGCUGUCUUCGCCCCCCGCGACACUUCCGACACCCCCAGAACCCAAACCAUCAGCCUCCGCGGCCGCUGCAACUACUGCACGCAGCAAGGGCAAGUGGAACCGACGCGUGACAAGCACGGUGUUUGAGGAGCGCACCAUCGGGCUGCAGAUCUGCUCCAAGCUUCUGACGGACCAGUUGGCUCGGGCGCUGCUGCCGAAGCGGCCCGAGGGCGCUGCCAGCGGCAGCAGCAACAAUGCGAGUGGCAGCGGCGCGAACGGCGGCGCGGAGGAGGAGGAGGAGGAGUCGGCGCAGAAGCUGCAGGUGAUGCUGCUGAUCGAGGCAUACGAGGGAGUUCUGGAGGAGUGUCGGGAGACAAAAGAAGAGCUAGAGGAGGAGGCUGGUGAGAACGAGGUUGAAGGGGCGGCGGAACUGGAUGACGCGGUGCAGAUCCUGGAGCACUGGCUCGAUUCGCUGCAUACCAUUUACCAUGAUGCUUUUGAAGGGGAUGACUAGGCCUAGACGGAGGUUUAAACGCAGUCGCCAUUGUAUACCUUAACCCGGGUACCUGUACUUUCUUGUAUCGUGUUCCGUGGAUCAACUGGCCCCAACACUGGUGCGUUGGCGUGACUAUUACAACGAGACUACGAUAGAAUCAGGUAGACAAGCUGGCUUCUUCAAACAACAGCUGCUGCGAACGCCUGCGCAGCCUCCCACACGACCGGCACAUAUAUACGGC
Thermothielavioides terrestris NRRL 8126 is the source of this 1188-nucleotide messenger RNA. RefSeq lists its product as uncharacterized. The record is from RefSeq and is a predicted model, not a curated record. The coding region runs from base 141 to 965 and encodes 274 amino acids. NCBI's taxonomy places the organism in Eukaryota, Fungi, Ascomycota, Sordariomycetes, Sordariales, Chaetomiaceae. The transcript has a single exon.